AGCCAAACCAUCCUCGAUGUCGCCUUUCUAUCCUGGAAAACGCCUUUCUACAAAGGGCGAACGCUGUACGGUGCGCUAUGUUGGCGAAGUCAAAGGCAAACAAGGCCAGUGGCUAGGCGUGGAAUGGGAUGACCCUACCCGAGGAAAGCACUCUGGAACUCACGACGGGGUUGAGUACUUCAAGUGUAGGAGUUUGCAUCCCACACCCGGCUCUUUCCUUCGUCCCUCGGCAGCGUGGGAUCAACCCAGGACUUUCCUCGAAGCACUGAAAACGAAAUACGCGGCCAUCGAAACUGGAGAGCAUGCAUCGAAUCAUAAUGUCAUCAGAAUCAGCGGCAAGGAAGCUGAAGAAGUCGGUUUUGAAAAGAUCGCCCGCCAGCAAGCUCAACUGCAGAAUCUUCGCAUUGUGGUAUUGAAUGACUUGCUCGUCAAGGCUUACGAUGUAGAUACCACAAAUCCGGAAGACAAUCUGGACCGGAUACCAGAGACAUGUCCAAACAUCACUGAUCUCGACCUGGGCAGGAAUUUGUUCGAAACUUUGUCUGAGAUCUCCGAUAUAUGUGAUCGUCUACCAAAACUAAAGUUCUUAAGGCUAGAUCUUCUUGGUCCGGGAAGCUCUUCUGAUGAGGCUAGUUCUGGUCUGGCUCGGCUCGAAAUUCUCCUACGAUCCAUGCCGAAUAUUGAGGAGCUAUCAGCAUCGAGCAACCAGCUGGGCUCGUUGGAUGAUUGCAGCUUACCAAGUAUGUUGACCUCACUUACCUUGGAGGACAACAAUUUCUCAGGUCUCGAGGAUGUACAACACCUAGGCGAAUGCUGUCCACAACUCCGCACUCUGAACCUCAAGAACAACCAGCUCUCUCACACCUCGAGGAACUCACAGCACAAAGGUGCCCUCAAGCUACCGGAAACAAUAGUCGAUCUAGAUCUCGCAUACAAUAACAUAACAUCGUGGAAUAUCAUCAACGAACUAUCGACGACCUUUCCAGGAUUGAAGCAUUUACGUAUAGCUCACAACCCUUUAUUCUCUACACUACGCUCGGCCGACAGCAAGCUACUGACCUCAGCUGACGGCUACAUGCUCACAAUCGCCCGGCUGCCUCAGCUCGAGACUCUCAACUACUCCAAGAUUACCGACAAGGAGCGUCUGAACUCGGAAACGUACUACCUCUCUCAGAUCGGGAGAGAGCUAUCUCUGACACCCAAGGAAAAGGAAAAGGACAUCCUGGCCUCUCAUCCAAGGUGGAAGCAGCUGUGCGAGGAGUAUGGCGAGCCGAAGGUUGAGCGUCAAGCAGAAAGCGGAAUUGAUCCCAACUCACUAGCAGCACGGCUACUUGAAUGUACAGUUUAUUCGUCGGCAGCAGCUGGGAAGAUCGAUCUACCUAACAAACAANNAAAUCCGCUAGUAGUCGAGAUACCCAAAGCCUGCAGCAUCUACAAGGUCCAUGGAAUUCUCGGCAGGCGUCUAGGUGUCGAGCCUACUCAUCUCCGCUUGAUCUUGGAGACUGGCGAGAAAGAUCGCGUAGACAUGGCAACAUGGAACGGGGUAGAAGAAUGGGAUUCUGAUGAAGAGGAUGCAGAAGAGAUCGGUGAAGAGUGGAAGGAAAGAGAGGAGGAGCUUGUUCCAGGUACGAGACCACUGGGCACAUUUGUCGAUGGAUCGAAUGCAAGAAUCAGGGUCGAAAUUAANGAUCAGUCCAAGCAUAACAGGUUGACAUUCGGGAAGAGAUGCUCUGUAGAUAAAGUGCACAUGCGAGGGAAGCACGAUAGAGGUUGCAAU
Molecule: messenger RNA, 1777 nt
Organism: Aureobasidium uvarum
Lineage: Eukaryota; Fungi; Ascomycota; Dothideomycetes; Dothideales; Saccotheciaceae
Source: the annotation of a GenBank genome assembly